Messenger RNA from Pocillopora damicornis (cauliflower coral), 5109 nucleotides. RefSeq names its product NACHT domain- and WD repeat-containing protein 1. Lineage: Eukaryota; Metazoa; Cnidaria; Anthozoa; Scleractinia; Pocilloporidae. The record is from RefSeq and is a predicted model, not a curated record. Gene Ontology annotation, molecular function: protein binding.
AUAUAUUAUUGUUUAAAAUAAUGCCUUCAAACUGCUGAUAAAGCCCGGUUAUUUAACCGUAAAUCAAGACUGAAACGCCAUUUUUGAAGGGCAGCCUAGAUGCCAAUUCCCCUCUAGUAGAUCUGAGAUAAACAUGGCGGACAACAUCAGACGAAUUCUCGCUGGAGAUGUCACGAAUCUACCGCGAAAGGAAUCCAACAUAGUCCGAAUAUUUACAAGCUCGACCUUCACAGAUACCACGGAAGAGAGAAAUCGCCUCAUAAGGGAUGUGUAUCCGAGCUUGCGGACUUUCUGUCAGCAACGAGGAUUAGAAUUUCAAGUGGUGGACAUGAGGUGGGGCGUGCGAGAUGAGGCUACCGCUGACCACAAAACCAACGAGCUGUGCAUGCAGGAGAUCAAGAACUGUCAAAGACUCACGCCUGGGCCAAAUUUUGUGUGUCUUUUAGGCGACAAAUAUGGCUAUCGACCAUUUCCUCACAAAAUCAAAGCAACUGAGUUUGAGAUCCUGCUAGAAGUGGCUCGAGAAACUUACGACCAGCCUGAACAUAUUGAUUUACUUCUGGAAUGGUUCUGGAAGGACACAAACACCAUCCCAGCAGAAUACGUCCUUCAGCCGAUCACUUAUCAUUUUCCUCACUACACUGACUUAGGUGAGGCGAAUGAGGAGCUGAACAGGCAGGAGAGGGACCAGUGGUGGAAGAUCUUCCAGUCGUUUCAGAGAAUUUUCAAAUGGACAGCAAGGAUCGCCACAGAAAGGAGGAAAAUUACAUUGCAACAAGCUCACAAGUAUUUCAGCUCAGUGACCGAGAAAGAAAUUGAACAUGGUAUUCUUGGUUCUUCAAGCCCUGACGACCAAACUCUUUGUUACAUACGCCACAUCUCGGAUAUCCAAGUAAAUCUUACCGACCAGAAUUCCCGAAAGUAUACCGACGUUUCCGAAGGGGAACAUGACCUCGAAGCACAAGACCUCUUGAUCAAAUUGAAACGUGACCGUUUGCUUCAGAGGCUUGGGGAGAACAACAUCACCCGCUUUGAAAUUCCUUGGAGCAACGGGGGAAUAAAUGUUUCAGACAGAAUGCACGAACAAUACCUAAACAAUUUCUGUCACAAGUUUGAAUCAGAUGUUCAGAGAUUGAUCAAAAAGAGCUUACAAAAUGCGGUAAGAGAAAAAGCGAUGGAAUCCAGCUUGUACAAAGAGGUUCUGCAUCAUGCUUGGUUUUGCCAAGACAAGUGCGAAGCAUUUAGAGGUCGGGAGGAUGUUCUUCAGAAGAUACGAACGUCAUUGAAAGACUUUGAAAAGAUCGAGCCUUUGGUAAUUUAUGGUUCGUCAGGCUCUGGUAAAACGUCCAUUAUGGCUGUUGUCGCUAAGUCGGCGAGGCAGUGGCUCGGAGAUGGCACCGUAUGUGUUUUCCGUUUUCUCGGUACUUCCCCUGACAGUUCAUCGAUUCGAUUCACAAUAACAAGUAUAUGCCUCCAAAUAUGUAAAGUAUACAGUUUAGAGGCACCAAAGGGCGAUAUUUUAGAAGAUUUUUCUCAAUUAGUACGAUUUUUUCACGGUCUUGUCACUCGUUUGCCUGUCAGUGCUGCUAAGCCAUUGGUUCUUAUCUUGGAUUCGAUAGACCAGUUGUUUGCAACAAAAAAUGCUCAUUUAAUGAACUGGCUCCCCAAAAAGUGCCCACAGUUUAUCAAGAUUGUAAUUUCGGUACUACCAAAUUAUCACCAAAUUCUAUCAAAUCUGCGCCGAAGUCUUCCCAUAGAGAGAUGUUACAUUGAAGUCCCAUUCCUCACCAUCGAAAUGGGCAAGGAGAUUUUAGAAGCCUGGCUCCAAGGAAUUGGGAGAACCUUGACACAGGAACAAUUCGAGUUGGUCUUAUCAAGUUUCGCCAAAUGCCCUCAACCUUUGUUUCUUAAGCUGAUAUUCACAGAGGCAUCAAGAUGGGAUUCUUAUACAGAUGUCACUGGGCUGGAUCUUGGAGGUGAUGUUCGCCAAGCCAUUCAACUUCUGUUCCAACGCCUGGAACGAAAACACGGCAAGACACUCACUUCGCGCGCCCUUAGUUACAUUACAGCUGGUAGAAAUGGUAUCACUGCAAACGAGCUAGAAGAUGUGUUGUCACUGGACGAUGACGUCAUAGACGACGUUUAUCAGUAUUGGGAUCCUCCUGUUGAAGGUGUUGUCCGCUUGCCGAACCUAUUGUGGGCACGUAUACGUCAUGACAUCGAAGAAUUCUUAACAGAGCGACAGGCAGAUGGAAAAACUGUUAUCGCCUGGUACCAUCGACAGUUCUGGGAGGCUGCACAGAGCCAUUACUUGUCAAAACCCGACGAGAAGCAGGCCAGACAUUUAUUACUCGCAGAGUAUUUUGAAGGAAGAUGGGGCGGAGGCCGUAAGAAGCGCAUCACCCUGACGCACAGAAAGAAAACACUGCCUGACGCAGACAGACAAGUCUCCAGUCAGCCUCUCAUGUUUAGUAAGAGUGUGUUUAACUUGAGGAAGCUGAGCGAAAUGCCAAUUCAUCUCAUUUACUCUGGUCUCAGUGACAGAUUGGCCAGUGAAGUGUUGUUCAAUUUUGAGUGGAUCUACGGAAAAGUGCGUGGUCAGUCUCUGAGUGAGGUCUUAGAGGAUUACGUCGUUGCUUUGGAAGUGAGGCCUGACCUGGAUGUAAGGUUUGUUCAUGACACGCUCAUCCUGGCAUGGAGCAACAUCAAGCAGGAUGUGGAUUGCCUGGCGACUCAGCUUCUAGGAAGACUCCUCACCUUCAGAGAGCAAUUUCCACGCAUCGCCGAUCUUAUUACGCAAUGUUACUGCUGGUGUGAUGCACAGCGGUCUCCUCUCUUUAUUCCCCAAUGCGCCUGCCUAAUCUCAGCCGGUGGACCGCUAAAAACCAAUUUGCGCGGGCACGAGCAAAGAGUAAACGAAAUCGCCGUUACAAGGGACGAUAAAUUUAUUGUCACUUCAGGCGAGGAUUCGCUCAUCAAUGUGUGGAACAGCAGUAAUCUAGAUUGCCUUCACACACUAAAAAUGGCAGACAAAGGGCCAAGUUGCCUUGUUUUAUCCUUAGAUGAUAAGUACGUCAUUGGCUCUGCCAUCGCGAGCAUAGGAGUAUGGGACAUCGAUUCGGGGGAAGCUGUACAGCGGUUUCACAAUGAAGGGGUAGUCACGUGUUUAGCGACUGGUUUCGACGGGGCUUAUGUUGUUACGGGCGGAGAUGAUGGGAUUGUUCGAGUGUGGAAGACAUUCUCUGGAACGAAGGAGAAAACCCUAAGCGGCCAUGAAGGACCAAUCAACGCUAUCGCUAUAUCACCGAAUGAUGAAAUCAUCACUGGCUCCAAUGAUAGCACGCUAAGGGUGUGGUCGCUCAGCUCUGGAGAAUGCCAGGCUGUGUAUGACGGUCAUAUGAGCUCUGUUCUCUGUCUGGUGUUAACAUGUGAUGGAGAAAGCGUCAUAUCUGGCUCGGAAGACAAAACUGUCAAAGCCUGGCAUCUAAAGACGAAGAGUUGUGUUACCUUUAAAGGCCAUUCAGGCUUGGUGAAAUGUCUUGCUUGUAUGAAGGAUGGUCGGCGAAUUGUAUCUGGAUCAAAGGAUGAGUCACUGAAGAUCUGGGACCUAGUCACUUUGCAAUGUUGUGUCACUCUGAAAGGUCACUCAAACGCUAUCUGGCGUGUGGCAGUUGCCUCGGAUGACAGUUUUAUUGUAUCUGCUUCUAAGGAUGACACGUUAAAAGUCUGGAAUCCAGCCACAGGUGAAUGCCAACAGACACUGAUUGGGCACUCAUCUUGGAUAUCCUGCGUUUCCAUAACAACGGAUUGCAAAACAAUAAUUUCCGGAUCAAAUGACAAAAACGUCAAACUUUGGUAUGCCGCGGGAAAUGAGCAUGCGUGUGACAUUUCCACAGCUGGUGAUCGCAUCCUUCAUCGUGCUAAUCUGCCUGAAUGUGUUGCCAUUACAACAGACGGGCAUUGGGGGCUCUCUGGCUCAAAGAAUGACUCUUUAAAGCUUUGGGAUAUCUCUAGCACCAGGUGUAUCAAGAGUGUCUCUGGUUCAAUUGCGUGCAUCUUCGCAUUGCACAACUCCACCCGAGUGGUAACUGGCAUGCACAAUGGAGAGAUCACCAUUUGGAACUGCAGCACUCUGCAGGUCGAGAAAACGUUUAAAGUUCACCAGGGCAGUGUGGUAUCGAUAAAAGUAUCCAAAGAUGAUAGCUUUGUUGUGUCAGCAUCGAGUGACAACACGGUAGGUCUCACCCAAAUUAGUGAAGGCCAUGCAGGGCAACUUACUGGCCAUUCAGACGCUGUGCUAUGUGUAUCUCUUUUGAGUGGAGAAGAUUAUGCCAUCUCAGGAUCCAAAGAUAAAACUGUCCGUUUGUGGAACUUGAAAACAAUGAAUUGCGAGAGGUCCUUUGAGGGACAUACUGGACCUGUCGGCUGCCUGGCAUAAACGACUGACAACAGGAACAUCGUAUCAGGCUCCGAGGACUUCAAACUCAAGGUUUGGAGCAUUCAAAACGGAGACUGCUUGCAUACUUUAGAAGGUCAUAACGCCUCUAUCAAAUGUAUAGCAAUCACCGAAGACAAUCUAUUUGCUGUUGCUGGCUCCCACGAAGGAAAAGAGCAGCUUUUAUUAUGGAACUUAAAGACGGGGGACCGCGCGAGAAGCUUCAUCGGACACAUCCAUGCUGUGAUGCACCUCAAGAUUCUUCCACGAGACAUGAUGGUGACAAGCUCUCGAGAUGGUACCAUAAAACUUUGGAACAUUGUCAGUGGAAAAAUGAUCAACUCUUUCGAUUUUCAGUCGCAAGUGAAAUACUUUGUCCUUCAUCCAGUUGAUGGUGGUUACUCAGUGAUGCUGGCCACGCAGUCUGGUACGGUCUCUAUUUUGAAGCUCCAGCUCAGUAAAGAGGUUAUCGAAGAAAGUUCAGCAAUGCCGACACACAAUGUUUGCGAUACACUCGACGAGGAAAGCUCUGCUACAAAAGCAACACCUUACGAGGAAGCUCGUUGUUCCUUCUGCGGAAACACCAAUUGCUGCCGACAUUGCGCCCUCAUGUGAUUUAACAGAACAAGCCAGAAUGUAGCUCUGGAAUACAAAGUUUCGUAGUGACACUGAAA